AUGAACAACCAAACAUAUUAUGAGCUCUACCGACGUUCUAGCAUCGGCAUGUCACUCACCGAUGCUCUGGACGACCUCAUCAGUGAGGGUCGCAUCGCGCCCCAGCUUGCUAUGAAGAUCUUAUCUAACUUUGAUCGCACCAUUACUGAGGUUUUGGCUGAUAAAGUCAAGGCAAAUUUGACGUUCAAGGGCCACUUGGACACGUACCGCUUCUGCGACGAAGUUUGGACCUUUUUGAUAAAGGAUGUCACUUUCAAAUUUCAGCAGCCACAAAACCCCAGCGUUACGGCAGAAAAAGUCAAGAUCGUCUCUUGUAAUUCGAAGCGACCUGGGGAACAGUAG
This is a messenger RNA of Morchella sextelata, 342 nucleotides long. RefSeq lists its product as uncharacterized. Gene Ontology annotation, cellular component: transcription factor TFIIA complex. The coding region runs from base 1 to 342 and encodes 113 amino acids. The record is from RefSeq and is a predicted model, not a curated record. Gene Ontology annotation, biological process: transcription initiation at RNA polymerase II promoter; RNA polymerase II preinitiation complex assembly. Lineage: Eukaryota; Fungi; Ascomycota; Pezizomycetes; Pezizales; Morchellaceae. The transcript has 3 exons. Gene Ontology annotation, molecular function: TBP-class protein binding; RNA polymerase II general transcription initiation factor activity.